CCGAUGAUGCAACGGGAAUUGGGUUGUCGUUCCCUCCUUCAUUCUCUUCUCUGUUGCCGCCACCGACGGCCAUUUUGAUGCUCUACUUCUGCCCCUCUCUCUCUCACUCUUUCUCUUCUGUAAUCUAUCAUUUUUCAUCCUCUCUUCUCUGGUUUUUGGGUAUAUGUAUUAUUUUAAUUUUCGGCCAUUGAAGCUGAAGCUGCUCUCAUUCUCUUAGCGAUUGGGAUUUAGACGAUGACAAAAGCUCUGUUUCUGAUGUCGCUCUCUGUUUCUAGAAUGUUUAACGUGUGCAUGGAGCAAUGGAAGAUUGUGAUUGCUGCAACCUGUCCUCUGAAGAUUUUUGUGUAUGUUUAUGUAUUUUCUGGCCAUUGAAGCUCAAGCUGCUCUCUUUUCCAUGAGUACUUUUUUACUAUAUCAUACUGGUAUAGAUAGGCUCAGUUGUAGAGACAUUUUUGACGGCAUUCGAUCAAGUACAGUUACUUGGUCGUGUUCAUGCUUAAGAAAAGGCAUAAUUUUUGUUACUUCUUCUUCAAAGCCAGAAGAAAAAUAACAUCUUGUGCUCUUCCAUUUGUCCCUUCAAACUCCUCAAUAUCAACUGUUGCCAAUGACCACAUAUCUCUCUGCCUCUCAUCAGCAGAACAGCUCAUUCGACGUGGCUUGUUGUCCCACGCGCAGCAGUUCAUGAAGCGAAUUGUCAUGCAUUCUUCAUCAGAUUCAGAUGCUCUUUUGGUUUUCAAUUUUGCUAGUUCCCGUGGAUUGGAACUUGAUUUGGAUAGCUAUGGUGUUCUCCUAAGGAAGUUGGUUAGUUUGGGUCGGUAUCAGUUGGCUGAGUAUAUUUAUUGUAAAUUUAUUGGUAGCAGAGGUAUGUAUAAUGACCUGUCAAUCUUAAAUUCUAUGGUAAUUUGCUUUUGUAAAUUAGGAAAGUUAGAGGAGGCAAGAAUUCAUUUGGAUAGAAUUUUCACCAUGAAUUCUAUACCAUGCAAAGCUGCUUGUAAUACCCUUAUUCGGGAACUUUGCAGUCAAGAAAUGAUUUUAGAGGCAUUUGCUCACUUUGUUAGGAUUAGUGAUGCUAGAUUGUUCCUGGGUUUUUGGUCUUUUAACGUGUUGAUUGAUGGGUUGUGCAGUAAAGGAUAUAUGGAUGAAGCUCUUCAAGUAUUUAAUAUAUUGUGUCACAGACAUGGACGUUUACCUACAACUCAUUUGUACAAAACAUUGUUUUAUGGUCAUUGUAAUAGAGGGAAGGUCGUGGAAGCUGAGUUGUUAUUCAUAGAAAUGGAGUCUAAAGGUCUCUAUAUAGAUAAAGUAAUGUAUACUUCUUUAAUUAACGAAUAUUGCAAGAAUAAGGAAAUGAAGAUGGCAAUGCGGGUUUUCCUAAGAAUGCUGAAGAUGGGUUGUGAUCCAGAUGCUUUUACAUGCAACACGCUGAUUCGAGGGUAUAUGAAGUUGUGCAUGUUUGAUAAAGGAUUGGCCAUAAACAAGCUAAUGACAGAAUGGGGAGUGCAACCUAAUGUGAGUGCUUUUGGCAUUAUGAUCAGUGAGUACUGCAAGAAUGGAGAAAUUGAUUAUGGUUUGAUGCUUUUGAACAAAAUGGUUAGUUUUAAUUUAACCCCCAGUGUACACUGUUACACAAUUUUGAUCAAGGCCCUUUUAGAAAAGAACAGAUUGUCGGAAGUAGAUGAAUUGUACAACAGCAUACUGGACCGAGGGGUUGUUCCAGAUCAUAUAUUAUUCUUUGUCCUAGUGAAGAAGUGUCCUAAGGUGCACUAUCUUGAGCUUGCUCUUAAGAUUUUGCGAGCUAUUGCCAAAAAUGGUUGUGGGUUUGACCUUUCUCUGAUAUUAUACCCAGCUAGUCAGAACCCAUCCCAAGAUGUGGAGCAAGAAAUUCAUGUCUUGCUUGGAGAAAUUGCAACAAGCAACUUGAAUUUGGCUACUAUGGCAGUCAAUGUGUAUAUUCAUGCUUUAUGUAUGGAUGGAAAUUUAGAUGUUGCUUUGCACUGGUUUGAUAGAAUGAGAAAUCUUGGAUGCCUUCCUUCGCUUUUCACCUACAAUACCUUGAUCAAAUGUUUUUGCCAGGAGGAACUUUUUGAGUAUGCAGUGUCCUUAAUUGACUUAAUGGAAGGCAAGGGUAUAGUUCCAGACCAAGCUACUUAUUUAGUAAUCAUAAAUGAAUGUUGUAAACGGGGUGAUCCUGAAUUGGCCUUUCAUGUUAUGGAUGACAUGGACGGUCGAGGGAUGAAACCUGGUGUUGCUAUUUAUGACUCAAUUAUAGGUUGUCUAAGCAGAAGGAAAAGAAUUUUGGAUGCAGAAAAUAUGUUUAAGAGGAUGCUUGAGGCUGGUGUCGGUCCUGACGAAGUUGUAUAUUCCACAAUGAUUAAUGGUUAUUUGAAUAACGGAAGAGCAACUGAAGCCCAUCAAUUGUUUAAGAAAAUGGUGGAUAAUUCUAUUUGGCCAAGUUUGCAUUGUUACACUGCCCUUAUAAGUGGAUUAGUGAAGAGAAACAUGACUGACAAGGGAUGUGAGCACCUUGAUAGGAUGUUGAAAGAUGAUCUUUUGCCAAAUGCUGUGUUGUAUACUUCUCUUAUCAAUAAUUACUUGAAAAAGGGUAGGCUUGAAUUUGCUUUCAGAUUAGUUGAUUUGAUGUGCAAGUGCCAGUUUGCCUUCGAUCACAUCAUGUGUAUCUCAUUGGUCAGCGGCGUGUGCAGAAACAUCAUGAGUACUAGGGGAAAAUGGCACUUACAAAGUAGAGAGUCUGACAUGGCAAGAGAGAAGUUGUUCGGUUUGCUCCAUAAGAACACUCACAUGCCAAAGGAGAACAGUUUAAGAGUUUCUGCGUCUUCUUUUGAGGAAAAGAAAUGCCUUGCAAUGAAGCUGAUCCAGACUAUUAUUGAAAAGACUAGUUCUAUGCAAAAUUUGUACCUGUACAAUAGUAUCAUUUCUGGAUAUUGUUAUGCAGAAAAAAUGCAGGAAGCAUAUGGUCAUUUUGAAUUGAUGCAGAGAGAGGGUUUGCAUCCCAAUCAAGUAACUUACACCAUUCUUAUGGAUGGGCACCUUCGAUCCGGUGAUAUCGACAGUGCCAUAGGAAUUUUCAAUAAGAUGAAUGCAGAUGGUUGUCUUCCAGAUAGAAUUGCAUACAACACUUUGCUGAGAGGACUUUGUAAGGCUGGAAGACUACUUGAAGCCUUGUCACUCUCAUAUGCAAUGCAUAAGAGGGGAUUUUUUCCAAAUAAAGUUUCUUAUGACAGUUUACUCAACUGUUUUUGUGCUAGCGGUUUGGGUAAUCAUGCCUUUAAGAUAUUUGAAGAAAUGGUUGCCCUUGAUUACAUGCCUUGCCAGUUUAACUCUCAGUGGUUGUUGUGCAUGUUAUACAAAAAGAAUAAAUUGCGUGAAGCUCUUAUAGUUAAUGAGAUGCUUGUUGAGAGAGGAAAACCCUCAAAAUACAACAAAGUGACUUUUAGUUAAAUGUGGAAGCAUGUUAAAAGUAAUAAUUGCCUUUGCAUGCCAAGAAUCAAGUGGAAGAGUAUAUUCCUUUGUUAUGGAACAUGCAUUUUUCUUGUUCGAUUCAAAAAAAUCUGAGAUUGGUGAUAGGUGUUGACAAGAAAUGGAGUCUGUGUCCUCCUUCCUGUUUGCUUGCUAAAGAAGUCGUUGGUAUGACUCUGAGGGAUAUAUUCCUUUGUUAUGAACCAUACAUUUUCUUUAUUUGAUUCAAAAAAAUCUGGUGAUAGGUGUUAGAUGAGAAUUGAUGGAGGCUGUGCUCUUCUCCCUGUUUGCUUGCUAAAGAAGUUGUCAGCAUGACUCUUGAAGAAAAUUUGUGAAUUGAGACAGAUGUGUAGGUUCAGAACUACUGUUCCCUCCAACUGCUAUUUGUUAAGGCCAUUGAAGAUAGACCCUUUUUUUGAAAUGGCUAGGGUCCACAACUGAUGACUCUGUUCCCUUCAUUAUAAUGGUUAAAGUAUAUUCAAGUUGGUAGAAAGCGUACUGGUAAUGCAGCAGCAGCUAGAAGCAUCUGGCUUUUGCUUGGUGUUGUCUCAAAAUGGGGAAAAGCUGGUCUUGAAGUUGAAGGUCUUGCCAAAUGCCCAUGGAUAAUAUUUUUAUGGUCUCCAGAGGAAAUAUUUAGUCCUGGAACCAGAUUUUUAUUUAUUUGUUGUUUGAGCUUCAAUAAUACAUUUUUGGUAGUAUUUUAGCAUUAUAUUUUGAGGGAAGAUUUAACUUGUAAAAUUUUUUAACUUACUUUUGAGGGAUGUCAGUGUAAGUAACGAGGUCUAUAUUCUGAUAAAGAAUUUCUUAUUUGGUCA
Molecule: messenger RNA, 4292 nt
Organism: Ziziphus jujuba (common jujube)
Lineage: Eukaryota; Viridiplantae; Streptophyta; Magnoliopsida; Rosales; Rhamnaceae
Product: pentatricopeptide repeat-containing protein At5g62370
Exons: 7
Coding region: 493-3459 (988 amino acids)
Molecular function (GO): protein binding
Source: RefSeq, a predicted model, not a curated record